This is a messenger RNA of Centropristis striata (black sea bass), 6478 nucleotides long. RefSeq names its product parathyroid hormone 1 receptor (gene pth1r). Gene Ontology annotation, molecular function: G protein-coupled peptide receptor activity; parathyroid hormone receptor activity; peptide hormone binding. The record is from RefSeq and is a predicted model, not a curated record. NCBI's taxonomy places the organism in Eukaryota, Metazoa, Chordata, Actinopteri, Perciformes, Serranidae. Gene Ontology annotation, biological process: adenylate cyclase-activating G protein-coupled receptor signaling pathway; cell surface receptor signaling pathway; intracellular calcium ion homeostasis. The transcript is spliced from 13 exons. Gene Ontology annotation, cellular component: plasma membrane. Bases 1071 to 2681 code for a protein of 536 amino acids.
GCCGCCUGCCACAUCUGGAGACGCUUCCCAACACGAGAAACUUCAACUUUUUUGCCUUUUACUUUGCGCAGAAAACACUCAGGCGUUGCGAAGUGUCACUCCGUCAGGGUGAAUUUGGCGCUUUCGUGAUAGUAAGUAGAGAUUCUUGAAGCCAAGUUGGCGUUUCUCUCGCUUUCUUUGAGCUGUUUUACAUCACCAUCGGUAAACAGAGCUCGUUUGGGGACUUUCAUACAUUCAGUUGCUGUGUAGCUGCUAGAUUGUGUUAGAGUUGAACGCGGUUUCUUGAAAUAACGUGAAGUGACACAUUUCCAUGUUGUGUUUUCAUGAGUAAAGAGGAAGGAAAGCGGAGCGGAGCGGCGCGUUCAUUGCACGCAAAAAUCACGCAGACCAAUCUAUGAAAAGUUUAAUAUCACGCUCUGCUCUGUCACAGGAAUAUUUUUAUAUAGUUAAAUGGUAAAUUCUGCCAGAGACCCCGCUGCUUCACUCUGCAUGUUGAUGGUGACAUGAGUCACAGGGAAAUAAAUAGUGAAAUUCAGCAGCGACUGGUGAUGGAGUGAUAUAGCCUACAUUUGAGCUUAUUUGUGUCCAACACUGAUCUAACAUUUUGGAAGAGAGGACUGGAAUAAACCAUAAGGCGCACAGCUCCAUACUGAAGUGUUUAAGUUAGUCUGAGGGGAAAUUUAAAAGACCUAAAAAUACAGCGUUGGUUUUCUUCCCCUACAAAGAAUCAUUUGAACUUCCCACCGCAGAGCGAGAGCGACAUAAAUAGUUCUGACAUGUGGAUGUAAUUUCAGAAGAGGAAAAAAGACAGAUGCAGAGAAAUAAAGAGAGCGGGCUGAGCCUGGGCAUAUAGUAGAUUAUAGGAAAUUAAAUCGAGGGCAGAGCGAGGCGAUUACAGAGUUAUGAUUUCACAAGCCGCCGUAAGCAUCAAGAGGCCAGAUGGAGUGAAAACACACAUCUCGCUCCACUUUGAAGAGAGUUAAGUAGAUUUUAUAAUUUCAUCUGAGCAUCAUCAGCGUCUGUUUGAGCCCCACAAGGACUCUUGAAGGUAGAGUUGCCUCAGGUCAGGGAUGGGAUCCGCUCUGCUGCUCCACAAUCUGGACUUUCUUCUCAUCUCACUACUCAGCAGUUUAUGCCUGGCUUGCGCGGAUGACGUGCUCACGAAAGACGAACAGAUCAGCCUGUUGUUCAGAGCCAAGCAGAAGUGUGAGGGGAACAUCAAGUCAAAGCACAAAGUACCUGAGGGUUUCUGCUCACCGGAGUGGGACGGCAUCGUUUGUUGGCCUGAAGGGCCUCCAGGAAAGCUUGUAUCCACCUCCUGUCCUGAGUAUAUCCAUGACUUCAACCAUAAAGGAUUAGCCUACCGCCGGUGUGACAACAACGGGACGUGGGAGCUGGCCACAGCCAACAAGACAUGGGCCAAUUAUAACGAAUGUGCAAAAUUCCUCUACCAUUACAACCACAGCCAUGAAAAGGACGUGUUUCACCGGCUGUACCUCAUCUACACAGUCGGCUACUCCAUCUCUCUGGGAUCACUCAUGGUGGCUGUCGUCAUCUUGGGAUAUUUCCGACGAUUGCACUGCACCAGGAACUACAUCCACAUGCACCUAUUUGUGUCCUACAUGCUAAGAGCUAUCAGUAUUUUUGUGAAAGAUGUUGUUCUCUACUCUGGAUCGGCCUUAGAGAACAUGGAGAGAGUCACAGUGGAAGACCUAAAGUCCAUCACAGAGGCUCCGCCAGCCAACAAAACACAGUUCAUUGGCUGCAAGGUGGUUGUGACCUUGUUCUUGUACUUUCUGGCCACCAAUUACUACUGGAUCCUUGUGGAGGGUCUGUACCUGCACAGCCUCAUCUUUAUGACCUUCUUCUCAGACAGAAAGUAUCUGUGGGGAUUCACUCUGAUUGGAUGGGGAUUACCAGCUAUGGUUGUGACAGUUUGGGCAACUAUGAGAGCCACGUUUGCAGACACAGAGUGUUGGGACUUAAGUGCAGGCAAUUUAAAAUGGAUAUAUCAAGUCCCUAUCCUGGCGGCUAUAGUGGUUAAUUUUAUGUUAUUUCUGAACAUCAUCAGAGUCUUGGCAACUAAACUACGCGAAACAAAUGCUGGACGGUGUGACACAAGACAACAGUACAGAAAACUAUUGAAGUCCACACUGGUGCUAAUGCCACUCUUUGGCGUCCACUACAUCGUAUUCCAUGCCAUGCCGUACACAGAGGUGUCUGGAGUCCCCUGGCUGAUACAGAUGCACUAUGAGAUGCUGUUCAACUCCUUCCAGGGAUUCCUAGUUGCAAUUAUAUACUGCUUUUGCAAUGGGGAGGUGCAAGCUGAGAUCAAAAAGUCCUGGAGCAGGAGGACUCUGGCCCUGGACUUCAAAAGAAAAGCUCGGAGUGGCAGCAACACUUACAGCUAUGGACCUAUGGUGUCACACACCAGUGUUACCAACGUCACUGCCAGAGGGCCGCUGGCCCUGCACCUCACCACCAGGCUGGGACCGGUGCCCGUCAACGGGCACAGGAACCUUCCCGGGUACGUGAAGAACGGCUCCGUCUCUGAGAACUCGAUACCAUCAUCAGGACAGGAGCUUCACAUCCCCGACGAGGAGCAUUCGGCUCACACGCGGCCCUGCGAGAACGAGAAACCCUCACCUGUGGUGGAGGAGGAGAGGGAGACAGUCAUGUGACCUCCUGGACGCUGUGUGUAGGGAUAAAAAAAACUGGAAAAUCAAAUCAUGAAACAGUGUCAGGAUGGUCUGAAGGGGAUGGCUGCAUGCUUCAACACUGCCAGUUUGCUCUCCUGUGAAAUAAGCCAGAACAUUACAGAUAGAUGAGGCUCAAGGCAAAAAGGCUGUAUCACUUUAGUGAGCUGGGACGAUGACCCUCGUUGUUGUGGCAAAACACUCUCAACUCUUUCACCAACCACCUGCCACACUGAAUGUGUAAAAGGAUAUAAACAGACUGAAGUUUCGUAUUUCUUUUCCACUGCCAUUACUGUUGUAAUCUUGUUUUCUGUUUCCUUUUUGUAAUGGUCGGCUUUUGUGCAUAAAUCAAACUGGGGUUAGUUGCAGUAGUUGCCAGUAACAGCCUUAAUCACCUAUGUAAAGCCAGGUGGGUUUUGAGUGCACUUAGUGACACAUGUGAGCAAUUUCAUCAGCAAGUUGUCGGAUUAAGUUGGCGUGAGUAGACUUAAGUGUAGGUUCAGCUUAAUGUUAAUGCUACUAUUUUGAGGCGGCUUUUCAUGCUUUCUGGCAUGAUAUCUCAUUUGUUCUGCAUUGACUUAAAUCCACUUCAGUGUAAAAGGGAAGGUACUCAGGUAAUUGAAGUCCUCUGUUGUUGCACACCUAUUUUAUACGUUUGAAGUGGUGUUUUAGCACGGUCAGCAUUUCUCUGUGGGUGUUGGUAUGUGAUAUAAGGCUGUGUUCAAUUUUUUUUUUUCAAAAUGUUGUACAGUUUCUGCUGUUUAGAAAGACCCAUCUCUCUAAUUAUAACAGAUUUCAAAGAGUUCCAAUGAAUGUCUCAUAUUCAAAUUUUUCUCCAAAAAUCCUCCCUCUCUCUCUCUCUCUCUCUCUCUCUCUCUCUCUCUCUCUCUCACUCUCACACAACAUGAUGCCAAAGUAAGAAUAAUCCUUUGAGAACUCUGUUCAGUGUUAGUUGAGGUAAAGAAGAACUUUAUGGAAAUCUGACAAAACCCGUAUCAUAUGUUCCCACACAGUUUUUCAAAGGAAGAGACCCCGUUUAAAAACACCGGGAGCAGGAAACGGUCAUAUAUUCCAGUGGAAUAUUAAUUAAAUGAGGAUUCCAAGAAAAUCUCAAAUUCUGCUGGAAUUCCAAGAGUGACAUUUGUGGUGGAUAUGAAGGAAAACCCCAGAAAUUAAUAACACACAGUCAUUUUUACAGAUGGUCCAGUGUUAUGCUGCUUUUUGAUGUGUAUAUACAAGUCACAAUGUUUACAAAGAUCAGAAAUACAUUCGAAUUGUGAGCUAAUAGUGUUAAUUUGUAUGGAUAUGUUAUAAAGCUAUGUUGUUGUUUUUUUUCAUGUGUUUGUUUACGGAAUGUUUGCAAUAUUUGGUUUUGUAUAUAGUCCAAAAGAAAAACUGGUGAAUAUUUUUACAGGUGACGGAGGGCAUUUAACUUAGCAUUUAAUGAAGCAUUCCACAAGAUAUUUUAAACUCUGUAACUUGUAAUUAACCGCAUUUAUCCUGCAUGGUUUGCAGGUUUUCUGUUUUACCAAAGAGCGAAGGCAUGAUACGCUGACAGAGUGUUAUUUUGCUGCAUUUCCUUGUGUUUAUCACCCACCAUGUUGUUUACAGUGACCUGAAAGUCUUAAAAGUUGCAGUAAAAUCACCUCUCUCCAAAAUAUAAGUAUUUACUACUGGUAGUCAGUGUAGAAAAAUAACAUAAAGGUGUUGAAAUAGAGCACCCACACAGAUUUUCAUUUCUUCAUAAAUGUUCAGUUUCAUGCAAACAGCAGUGAGGCAAAUGAGAAAACCGUUCACAACACUGUAGCUUAGUAACAAUGGAUCCAGACCAUUAAUAUGAAAGGCAGUUCUUUAAUUUUCUACUUAACUUGCUCUCAAGUGCAUCAUUAGCACUAUUUGAUUUGGACUGAUAUUACUGAUGGAGUUUUGAUUGAGAUCAGAUUCAGUUAAAUGGAUUUUUACCUCGCAUUAAUUUUUCACAUGUUCCAUUCCAUUUUUCGGGGCCGGGUUGCGGGGAAAACAUAUUCCUAAUUUUUGACCGAAGUUAAUAUUUGCUCUUGUAUGCAGUGAUAUUCCAACAUUUUUUUACAUCAUGGUCAUGAUUUGAUGGAAAGUUCUCGAAUCCCUCCUGCUGUUUUUGUGCUUUUGUGACUUCACAAUGGCUAAAUUAUGCUCCAGAUUCCCUGAUACCCAGUCUGAUACUUUUUUUCUCCAUAUAUCUAUGAACAUGUGUGGUUUGACUACAUUUUGAAAGCUCUCAGUUUGUACUGCUUACAAGUCCAUCCAGUGGAUUUAUACGGCAUCUAAAAUCAAAGCAUCCUGACUCAAAUACGACCGUACAGGCUGUCUGUGUAAGCAGCUUAUUGAGACUGUUUAUGUUUGUCGUUAAGGGCCGACCCCUAGUGGCCAUAGUAAUUAUGACAUAGUAUAAAGGGCGACAAAGUCCACGGAUGGAGGGGGUCAGGGUGGUUGAAGGGGCCAAACUAAGCCAGGACUUUGGUGUUUGUGGCCGGUAUGCAAUUAGGUAUUUUAACUAGCUGAACUUGUUACAAUAAAUAAGUAUGUGACGUUAAUCCAAACGAUAAUCUUUUCAUAAACUUGCCUAAACAUAACCGAGUAGUUCAGUUCCACAACAUCAACCAUGCGACCAAGAAAACUGUAAUACUGCGAUCGGUUCACAUUGUGAAAUAAAACGGUCAUAUAUGUUGUUUUGAGUCAUUGGAGUCAAUGCAUAAAUACCGACUAGCACACCAAAUGUGUUCAUCCGCAGGUGAAAAUAGUCCCCAACAAAUACAUACAAAUUGAGUAUUUUUUACUAAAACUACAGUGCCCUGCUGUUUAUUGAAAUUAUAUAGGCUUAAAAAAAAUUGUAGUACAUAUCCGCAGCCUGUUUUUGAAUAAGAGACUAAGACAUGGUAAGAAAAGUACAUAGGAAGGGAGAAACACAGUGAUGGUUUAGGUCUUUUCAUGGCAUUUCUUAGCAAUAAUAAACAUAAUAAACAAUAUCUAACAACAAAUAAUUAACAGUGAAAAAUGUGCAGCUUUAGGUUGAGUGUAUUAAUUACAGCUGGCUGCAGUGGAGGACAGGAGAAAAGACUGAGGUGAAGGCAAACCUUUGUCACUUCAUAAUACAGUACCUUAAUGUAUCUAAAUGUCUGGAUUCUUUUAGCUAUUAUUUAUUACAUCUCACACAACGCUGGAAACUUCAGGAGUACAGUUGUACAACAUUUAAAAAUGCAGUUGAGGUGGUCGUUUAAACUCAGUUGGUCCUUUCACCAAUUGCAACUUGUCAGUUAAACAUUGUUACUUUUAUGUAAGACAGUUUUUAUAUAUAAAAAAAGAAAAGAAAAAGAGAAAAAAGGCGGCAAGUAUCAAAACAUGAAAAUCUUUUAUAAAAAAAUAAACAUGGAAAAUUAUAUUUGAGCACUUUAAUACCCUAUAAUACAGUAAUUGUUCUGAUUGUAUCAUGUAAAAUGAUUGUGUUUUGGAAUCAAGUGUACAAUAAGGCCAAUAAUCAUAGAGCUAAUGUUGUAAUUCAAUGUUUUCAAAUACCUCUCAUGGAAGUAUAAAAUGUGUGUGGUUGUCUUUUAUUUAUCUCGUGCCGAAAUGUACUCAGUGGAGUCAGCAUUCAUGCUUUGGAUACAGUCUGUGGGCAGUGUUUGCAUCUCGCCUUCUCAUCACUCUGCAGUGGUUGAGGCACGUUGUAAAUAUCAGUGUAAACUUGGAUUAAAAUGUUUUCUGGUCUCUAAUGUUCAUCAGUGAAUUGUGAAUAAGACAAUAAA